AUGCGAAAAGCAAAAAACAAACCUCUCAAAUUGCAGAAUCAAAAAAAAAUUGAGAAAAAGAGAGAGACGAAGUAGAGAGCUCUAAUGGCGGAAUUCAUCUCAGUGCAGGAAAAUGGAUACUCCGAUUCAACAUCUCCCAUUUCCGAACCACCAGAUAUUACGAAUUGGUUUCCCAGUUAUGUCUAUGAAUCGUUACCAUUGUCUUCUUCAAUCAAUGAAAGCGAAAACGAAGUAGAUGUGGUGAACAAAGUAAAUCUUGGUGGUGUUAUUGAUGAAUCACUUCCUUCUGAACCUCCUGAUUUAGCUAAUUGGUUUUCGAGCUAUGUCUAUGAAUCACCGGUGCUGGAUACAAGUGAUGUUCUUGAAUUGUACGUUCCUGGAGAAAGUGAAUGUGUAAAGGAGACACAAAUAGAAAAUGAGACGCCAAAAAUUGAAAGAAACCAUGUUUGUCCGAGGUUAUUUGAGCAAGAACUUGUCUCUUCUACAAAGGUUACAGAUUUCUCGCAGUCGGAGUCUGUUCUUUCGGAGCCUCCUAAUCUUAGAAACUGGUUUUCAAGCUAUGAGUAUCAAUCUCCUCAGCUUUCAGAAAUUCAAGAACUUGGAUUUUCUUCUUUUGAGAAAGAUGAGUUAGUCAUUGAGGAGAGUGACACAGAGGACGGAAUUAGUUCCGGUAUAUUUCGAAAACUUAAGAGCAAGCAAGAGAGUACUAUUGGUCUUGGCAGGUUAGAUUCAAAUGACUACAAGGAAAACAUAGCCGCAGACACAGCCAAGGAGGUCUCUUUAGACAAUGCAUAUUCAAACCAAGAAAUGGAAAAGAGGUCAUCAGUUGGAUUGUUCAAUGCCUCAAAGAAAGAAGCGAAACAAGAAUCAAGCUUCAAGCAGGAAGCAUUAUUAUGUGAACCACAAGAAGAAGCAAGGUUUAGCCCCAGAGUUUCCAGAUACAACCCAAAACCCAAAUCACCUUCAAAGAACGACGCUUCUUUACAUGAGUUGAGACCAAUACAUAUCCAAGAAUCCAUCUCCAUGAACACCAACAGACAAAUGUCUCCAAUAGACCAAGAAUCAGAUGACAAGGAAAAUGUUAACGGACAAAGCAGUGAAACUGGAUUUGUGACCAUGAAAAAGGCUAGAUUCAGAGAAGCAAGAGACCAAUGUUCCCUGAAGAAACCAAAUAGAGUAGUUCUCAUGAAGUGUUCGAGUAGUAAAGAGUUAAAGAAUAUCGCUGGGGAGGAAGACAAAGAAGAAAGAAACAAGAAGAGAAAAAUUUUGGAGGAAAUGUCGAAUCACCAGUCCUCUGGAGCCGAGGAGAUGGCAGGAAAAUGGCGUUGCCCGCAGAAGAACAAAAGGAAUAUAGUUCCACCAUUGAAGCAGCUUCGACUUGACGCAUGGAUACAUAAAGUCUGAGUCUUUGAGUUGAGUAGUCUUCACCAAACAAUGUAAUUGCAUUCUUUCCCCUCUCUUUUGUAUUCCUCCAUGUUAAUAAGCUGACCCUAACCAAAAAUAACCCGAACCGGAUCAGACCGGAUAUAAUAUCGUUUUAUUCUUUCAAUUUUUGACUAUUUGAAACCUAAACCGAAAUCGAGAAUGAUUCGUUA
Molecule: messenger RNA, 1595 nt
Organism: Arabidopsis lyrata subsp. lyrata
Lineage: Eukaryota; Viridiplantae; Streptophyta; Magnoliopsida; Brassicales; Brassicaceae
Exons: 7
Coding region: 85-1404 (439 amino acids)
Source: RefSeq, a predicted model, not a curated record